Messenger RNA from Cucurbita moschata (crookneck pumpkin), 1822 nucleotides. RefSeq names its product chaperone protein dnaJ A6, chloroplastic. Gene Ontology annotation, biological process: response to heat; protein refolding. Lineage: Eukaryota; Viridiplantae; Streptophyta; Magnoliopsida; Cucurbitales; Cucurbitaceae. Bases 244 to 1575 code for a protein of 443 amino acids. The record is from RefSeq and is a predicted model, not a curated record. The transcript is spliced from 8 exons. Gene Ontology annotation, cellular component: cytoplasm. Gene Ontology annotation, molecular function: heat shock protein binding; ATP binding.
GGAAAAAGAAAUGUCGACAAUUCUCCUCUUAUUACUCCAGAAGUCUUAACCUCAUCCCUCUUCGCCUGCAACCGUAGAGGCCGCUCUCUGCCUCUUCUGCCCCACGACACUUUUCUCUUGACUCUAUACAUUUCAGAGAGCCGCACCACUCAGAUUCCAAGUAGAUUCCGAGCAGAAGCGUUGCACUAAACAGAAUCCAAUCAAGAGUACGUAGCUUUUUGUUUAACUUAUACAUUGCUCAUCAUGGUUUCGAUGGCCAUUGUACCUUGUGGAAGUACAUCAAUUGCUCAAUGGGGCAUUCCUCCUCAGUGCAUGCUAAGACCUUCAACAAAUAAGAUAUCCCCAAUCCAAUAUGGUGUCACAAGCAGGGUCAGCAACAUAGCAGCAGUAAGCUCAAGCUUCUUCUCUAGGGGUUCCUUGAGUGUUCUAUUUGACACAAGAUCAUCCUCACAAACUUCACAUCGACGGAGGGGCGGGUUGCUUGUCGUUAGAGCAGAUAGUGAUUAUUACUCUGUCCUUGGGGUGUCCAAAAACGCCAGUAAAUCUGAAAUUAAAAGUGCUUAUCGGAAGCUUGCUAGGAGUUACCAUCCGGAUGUGAACAAAGAGGCUGGGGCUGAACAAAAAUUCAAGGAAAUUAGUAAUGCUUAUGAAGUCUUGUCCGAUGAUGAAAAACGCUCACUCUAUGAUAGAUAUGGAGAGGCUGGCCUUAAAGGUUCUGGUAUGGGCAUGGGGGAUUUCAGCAAUCCUUUUGAUCUCUUCGAGUCCUUAUUCGAGGGCAUGGGUGGUAUGGGCAUGGGAGGCAGAGGUUCGAGGAGUAGUGCAGUUGAUGGACAAGAUGAGUAUUACAAUCUUGUGUUGGACUUCAAGGAAGCUGUUUUUGGUGUCGAAAAGGAGAUCGAGAUUAGCAGACUGGAGAGCUGUGGAACUUGUGAAGGAUCUGGCGCUAAACCUGGAACAACACCAACUAAAUGUAGCACAUGUGGUGGUCAAGGGCAGGUCAUCUCGUCUGCAAGGACUCCUCUAGGAGUCUUCCAGCAGGUAAUGACUUGCUCUUCAUGUGGUGGUGCUGGGGAAAUAUCCACGCCUUGCAACACAUGUUCUGGGGAUGGGCGAGUACGGAGAACAAAGCGGAUAAGUUUAAAAGUUCCAGCAGGGGUUGAUGCUGGUAGCCGUCUAAGAGUUAGAAAUGAAGGGAAUGCAGGAAGGCGAGGUGGAUCUCCAGGGGAUCUCUUCGUUAUUAUUGAAGUUGCACCCGACCCCGUGCUUAAACGUGAGGAUACGAAUAUCUUGUACAGUUGCAAAGUGUCGUACAUAGAUGCCAUAUUGGGCACUACCAUUAAGGUUCCAACAGUAGAUGGGAUGGUUGAUUUGAAAAUCCCUGCUGGGACACAGCCAAAUACAACACUUGUGAUGUCGAAGAAAGGAGUUCCGCUCCUAAAUAAGAGGAAUAUGAGGGGAGAUCAAUUAGUUCGCGUGCAGGUUGAAAUCCCGAAGAAGCUGAGCAGCGACGAGCGGAAGUUGAUCGAGGAACUCUCAGAUUUGAGCAAAGGCAAAGCUGUAAGCAGUCGAAGAUAGCUUCCACUCCAAAGCCAGGUCAGGAAUUACUUUCCCCUUCAUUUUCUUCCUGCACCUUUCGCUCAUUCCAACGAUUCAUACGUCUUACGUUGUAGUGUAGUAGGUCAUUCAAUGUUACUUCAAUUUUUUCAACAAUAUCGUCAAUCAUAGGAACGAAAUGUAAAUCAAAGAUAACUCUUUGAUCAUGAAUGUUUGAAUACAGACAUGUUAUGGUUUAUUGAUUGAUUUAUAUUUCUCAUUCUGUCAA